Oreochromis aureus is the source of this 2952-nucleotide messenger RNA. It is a transcript of the gene dcaf11, whose product is annotated as ddb1 and cul4 associated factor 11. The record is from RefSeq and is a predicted model, not a curated record. Gene Ontology annotation, cellular component: Cul4-RING E3 ubiquitin ligase complex. Gene Ontology annotation, biological process: proteasome-mediated ubiquitin-dependent protein catabolic process. The transcript is spliced from 15 exons. Gene Ontology annotation, molecular function: protein binding. NCBI's taxonomy places the organism in Eukaryota, Metazoa, Chordata, Actinopteri, Cichliformes, Cichlidae. The coding region runs from base 232 to 1887 and encodes 551 amino acids.
UUUUUCACACUUUUGUAAACAACAUGGCGAUUCACGGACUGGCUCUGCUAGCAGACUGAUCAAACACUGUGUUCUCAGACCUCCGGCUCUCUAGCUUUGUGAGGGGGUUGUGUUAGACGGUGCGGAAGUUGUACACCGAGCACACGAUCCAGUUCGCGGAGAAACGACAAAGAGGUGGACCGACGAGCUGUCAAGAAGAUCGUUUGACAGUCCAACGGCCAUCUUCAGUCUAUGGGCUCACAGUCCAGUUCUGGGAUGUCUGGUGGAAGGGGCUCUUCCAGUGGCAACCCAGGAGAGCAGUCUGAAGCGACAGAAUCAAACCAGGGCGGCAGCAGCAGCCGAGGCCGCAGGACGGACAGGCAGUCUUCAUCAGAGGAGGACGUUGACUUAGCAGAAGUGCUGGCUUACUUACUGAGGAGGGGUCAGGUAAGACUGGUCCAUGGCAGUGGAGCCACGGGGCUGCAGCUGGUCCAGUCGUAUUCUGACUCUGAUGAAGACAGCGAUGGAGCCUGGGAUGGACGGCUGGGUGACCGCUAUAAUCCACCAGUGGACACCCAACCUGACACACACGAAGUGGACCGGAGUGAGAUCCGCACUCAGAUCCUGCUGGCCACCGCCUCCUCUUCCUUGAAAGGCUAUCGCAGUUUCACUCGCAUGCUAGCAGAGAGAGAAAAAGGCAGAUGUAGAGGCUCCAGUUUUUCCCACGGAGAGUGCAGUCGUAUCCGUACGCAUUUCCUGCCAAACUAUGUGUCCCACAAGGAUACAUACCAGCAGAAAGCCUUCUGUGGAGUGUACAGCGAGGAUGGCAACAUGUUCCUCUCUGCCUGCCAAGACCAGAACAUCCGCCUGUACGACACCAGUAGGGGGCGUUUUCACCUGUGGCGAACGGUAAAGGCCCGUGACGUGGGCUGGAGCGUGCUGGACGUCUGCUUCACCCCCGACGCGCACCACGUGCUCUACUCCAGUUGGUCUGACUACAUUCAUAUGUGCAGUAUAGAUGGAGACAGUGAAAACCACACCGCCCUGGACCUCAAUCCAGAUGAGAGGAGGUUCUGUGUGUUCUCGCUGGCUGCGUCCACAGAUGGCAAAGAGAUCCUGGGAGGAGCAAACGACGGCUGCCUUUACGUUUUUGAUCUUGAGCAGAAUAAACGAAUGUUGAAGAUUGAUGCCCACGAGGACGAUGUGAACGCGGUGGCGUUCGCCGACAGCUCGUCCCAGCUGCUGUUCUCUGGCAGCGAUGACGCACUGUGCAAGGUGUGGGACAGACGGACGCUGCGGGAGGACAGACCGCAGCCUGUUGGACAGCUGGCCGGCCACCGAGACGGCAUCACCUUCAUCCACAGCAAGGGUGACGCUCGCUACCUGAUCAGCAACUCGAAGGACCAGUCCAUCAAGCUGUGGGAUGUCAGGAAGUUCUCGCCCAAAGAGGGGCUGGCAGCUUCCCGCCUGGCUGUCACCCAGCAAAACUGGGACUACCGUUGGCAGCAGGUUCCCCAGAGAGCCCUGAAGAGACACAAGCUGACAGGGGACACCUCAGUAAUGACCUACCGAGGUCAUGGCGUCCUCCACACCCUGAUACGCUGCCGUUUCUCACCAGAGUUCAGCACCGGGCAGAGAUUCAUCUACUCCGGCUGUUCCACGGGCAAAAUCGUCAUCUACGAUGUGCUGACCGGCACGGUGGUAACCAGACUGGUGGGCCACGACGCGUGCGUGAGAGAUGUCAGUUGGCACCCGUACGAGGACAACAUCAUCAGCAGCUCUUGGGACGGAGCGGUUCGGAUGUGGGAGCACAGACAAACCCAUCCACUAGACGAGGAGCGAGACACGGCAAGGGGAGGAGGAGGAGGAGGAGGAGGAGGAGAGGAAGGGAGCUGUUGGAGGAAGUGAUGUCACUGCAGAGGAAGGCAGUGAGCUCAGAAGGCCUGGGAGAGACUUGAGUAUCUGCUAACGUUAGUGCGGGAUAUUAGUGAUUAAAAUCAAAGCGUGGCUGUGAAGAGUUCACCGGGAAGGCGCCGGAGCCUCGCGCUGUCCAGUGCCGAUCGGAGCACGGCAGGACGGCUGUUGCCGCCUGCAGCUGUUUUUCUUUUUUUCCCCUCUGUUUUUUGUUUUUUGCCUCAUGUCUUGCACAGAAUAAGCAGGCCAGAGCUUUUUCAAUCCAGCCUGGGACAUUUUACUCAAAAUGCGCUGAAGCUGCACUUAAUGAGCUGUUGGAAUUAAACGAUAAGUUAGUGAUUAUAUACAUAUAUACACACAUAUAUAUGGAAAAAACAACAACUUUGGAUGUUGCAGGGGAACGUAAUGAUGAUAAUUUUGUAAAAAUGUAUAGAAUUUUAAUUUGUUUGUUUGUGUGUGUGCGUGUGUGCGCGUGUGUGUUCAGGGAGUGUAUUUAGAUUGUCGUCGGUGUCCUGAGUCUGUUUGGACUCUGCUGUUAUGUAUAACACAACACAGGCUGUGUCCUAUUUUAGGGAACAUCUACCUUUACAGACUCAACAUAUAGUCAUAAACAUUUUUUUUUUCCUGUUGUCAAACUCAUGAAGCUGAUAAUUGCAUUAGCUUUCCUGAGUUUAUUCAAAACUCGACAGACUCAAGGAAGUUUCAUAGUCAUUAUUCGACCUGGUCUGCCUCAUCAGAAAGAGUAUGAAAGUUUUCGCUGUUAUUCUGAAUCCUCUGUAGGCUUCCUCAAGGCUAAUGUUAACUCCCUGUCCCUCAGACACAGCAAUAUUCUCGUUCCAGGGUCAGCACUCAGUGUAAUUUUUGGCUAAAUGUAAGCCUGUGAUUUGAUUCAACGAUUUGAUUGUCUGUGAUUAAUGUGUUCAAGUCAGCACUUUGGGGAAGGGGAACACGCACAUGGUUUCAAAAUGAUCUGUAUAUGCAAUUUUCAGGUGUUUAUAUCAAAGCUCAUAUUUCACUCUCAGACUUUGCAGUUAUAAUAAAAACCUUUCUUCAAGCGUA